Molecule: messenger RNA, 753 nt
Organism: Phytomonas sp. Hart1
Lineage: Eukaryota; Euglenozoa; Kinetoplastea; Trypanosomatida; Trypanosomatidae
Source: the annotation of a GenBank genome assembly
AUGAGUCGUGCGGGGUUUGAUCAGUAUAUCACCGUCUUCAGCCCUGAGGGCUCGCUGUACCAGGUGGAGUACGCCUUCAAGGCGGUCGCCUACUCUGGCCUGCUUACCGUGGCGGUGCAGUACCGGACGGGGGUGCUGGUGGUCACCCAGCAUCAGGUCCCUGACCGCCUUAUGCGGCCCAGCUCCGUUGCCGCGCUGUUUAACGUCGCGGAUAAUAUCGGCUGCUGUAUGACCGGACGGGCCCCGGACGGGCGCGCGAUGCUUCAACGCGCCCGCGAGGAGGCCUCCGAAUACCAUUCCCGCUAUGGCCUGCCCAUCCCCAUUCAGCUUCUGGCGAAGCGGCUUGGGGAUAAGGCACAGGUGCGCACGCAGCAGGCCGGGCUGCGCCCCAUGGGCGUCAUCGUGACGCUUAUUGGGAUGGACCAGCGGGACGAGGAUGGGGCUUGGGUGCCGCGGAUCUUCACCGUGGAUCCCGCCGGAUGGGUCGGGGGCUACCACGCCGUGGCGAAUGGGAAGAAGGAUGUCGAGGCCCUCGCUUUCUUGGAAAAGCGCCAGAAGAGUAAGCCCUUUGACGAGUUGGAUCAGAAGGAAGCCGCAAUGAUCGCAUUAGCUGCGGUGCAGACCGCAGUGGGCGCGUCACUGAAGGCAUCCGAUUUAGAAGUGGGUGUUUGCACGCUGGAGAACAGAAACAUGGCGUUGGCCUCAAAGGAGCAGGUUGAGGAUUGGUUAACGGCCGUCGCAGAGGCAGACUAA